CAAGCAGCGAGAAAAAGAUAUGAAGAAAUAAAAUUGGGCGGACAAACGACCGUAUGUUUGACAUCGUUUUUAUGAUGUGAGUGGGUGUGACGAAUUUCAAACCAAUUGUCAUUGUCUAAUAUUAUGUCUGCAAGUAAGUCAUGUUCAUCAGCCGAUAAAAACAGUUCUGCUACGAUGGACCAUCAUACGAGAUGCUUCCUGGGCAAGCGUUCAGCUGUCAUCUUCCUGGUGAUCUACACCAUCCUGAUGGGCUUCAUGUUCCUCUCGUAUCUCUACACACCGGACGGCAGCACGAGCAGUACCAAUCAUCCCGGCGGUAAAGACGUCAUCGUCAUCAAGAAGAGCGCCGUCAGGACGUUCUCAGAUUCUGUCGAUCCCGACGGCAGGAUACGUAUGGGCCUGAACCUGCCGAAACCUGGGAACCCGGCUCUAGUCAAGACUCAUUUUAAAUCACUCCGAACGGGACAGCCAUUAAAAAAAAAAUGCAAGAAAUGUGCAGUUAUAUCCAGCGCUGGGCACAUGCUGGGAAGCAAGAGAGGUAGAGAGAUUGACUCAAUGCCCUGCGUGAUCCGCAUGAACAAUUCCCCCAUAGAGGGCUUUGAGGAGGACGUAGGUUCAAGGACUACAAUGCGCGUUGUGUGCCAUAUGUCGACCGAACCGGUCAAUGCCGAUUCGGGUAACCUCCUCAAUCCAGCUAACAAGCAGAGUCGGCCGGAGCAGAUCGUUUUCUUCGGCCUCAAUGAGCCUAACCACAGAUGGGCGUUGGAGAAAGCGGAGAUCAUGGUCAAGUCGUACCCAGAGGUGGAUUUUUAUUCCUUGGACGAAGUUGGAGAGCUGCAGUUUGAUUUGAUCUUUCAGAAUGAGACUGGCAAAAAUAAGUACGAUACCAACACUUGGUUAUCAACAGGAUGGUACACCAUACUUCUCGCUCUGGAUAUGUGUGAAGAGGUCCAUAUGUAUGGCAUGGUGAAUGAGAACUAUUGCGAGAAUAACCUAGAUUCCAAGAUCCGCUACCACUACUUCCAGACAUGGGACAACCCCACGGAGUGCGACUAUUACAAGAGCCACGAGGACACCCGCUACCUCGGCGGUCAUCGCUUCAUCACCGAGAAGGCCAUCUUCAGCCGUUGGGGAGCCAUGUUAAAUCUGACCUUCCACCAGCCCGAUUGGGAGCCUCCAAAGCUAGCCGACGUCCUCAACAAGCCCCUGAAGACACCCUUCGUCUCGAGGGACGAGGGCGACAAGAGUGCCGUUGGAAAGCUCCUUGAGAGUUUUGCAAAGUGGGCCUUUGGAAGUAUGAUGUAAAGGGAUUCCAGCUUUUAGGGGACCGCGCAGUACUACAUACAUGCUUUCUGGUUUUUCCCUUUUGCAACAAUAGAACCAAACUUUGUUCUCUUUUCUGUACCAGCAGGAGCUAUCGCAUACCGGUAAUACUUCUUUGGAACCGUAAGUAUUGUAUUGUCUCCAUUUUACUGCCUGGUUGCAUCAUUAACAAAAAAAUUACGAUGAUUGAAAUCGACAACUUUAUCUUUAAUCUCUAGUAUAUUAAAUUCAAGGAUUAAUUAUUUGUUUAGGAGUGGUAAAAAGCUCAUUCUUUACUGUUCCAAUGUUCCAUUGCCAUCUGAGUUUUUGAUCAUUCGGAUGUUAAUUUUUGCAAUUGAUAUUUUACAAAGCUUGCUUUUUGAAAUAUUCAGCAACGCUUGAGUGAUUUGGAUGCCAUUCAAUGUGAUGACAUGAAUUUCUAUUACUUUCUAUAACCACUUACCAGUACAGUCAAGUCUGUCUUAUUGACCACCUCUAUUUAUAAAGGUCACCUGUCUAUGGUGGUCAUCUAUU
Strongylocentrotus purpuratus (purple sea urchin) is the source of this 1836-nucleotide messenger RNA. Its product is annotated as alpha-N-acetylgalactosaminide alpha-2,6-sialyltransferase 3. Gene Ontology annotation, biological process: ganglioside biosynthetic process. The record is from RefSeq and is a predicted model, not a curated record. The transcript has 6 exons. Gene Ontology annotation, molecular function: alpha-N-acetylgalactosaminide alpha-2,6-sialyltransferase activity. NCBI's taxonomy places the organism in Eukaryota, Metazoa, Echinodermata, Echinoidea, Camarodonta, Strongylocentrotidae. Bases 124 to 1305 code for a protein of 393 amino acids.